Molecule: messenger RNA, 2078 nt
Organism: Symsagittifera roscoffensis
Lineage: Eukaryota; Metazoa; Xenacoelomorpha; Acoela; Convolutidae
Product: actin nucleation-promoting factor WASL-like
Exons: 3
Coding region: 223-1776 (517 amino acids)
Source: RefSeq, a predicted model, not a curated record
AACACCACGUACUGUAAACAUUUGUUCACCAACAGUUUGCUCAAAUAAGUUACCAUUUAAAAUAGACUACGAGAAACCGAGAAAUUAUACCAAUUCUUGCGUUGAACAUUAAAACUAUAGGCGAGUUAUAGUCAAUAACCGCAUCUUGAAUUUUACAACUUUGUGAUAUUUGCCCUGUCAACUUUAAAAGUAGAAUAAUAAACAGAAGUUGACCCCUGCAAGAUGCCUUCUUCUAACCUGUCAGAUUUGGUAACUGCAGACAUGAUUCAGUCGGAACAUCUAUCUCACCGCGAGAAAGAAAUGGUGGCGGCGUUGCUUGGUGCCGGGCGCAAGCCACAGGCCACAGCAGUAGCCAGGGUGUUCCAAGCCGGCGGAAACUCUCCAAACUGGCAGAAAUUGGGAUGUGGGAUAUUGUGUCUGGUGAAAGACAACAGGGCCAGAAGUUAUUUCUUCUCCCUUUUCGACCCAAUUCAACAGAAGGAAAUAUUCCUUGAAGAAAUGUACAGAGGGUUCACAUAUGAGAGGAACAACAGUUUGUUCAUGCAUUUCGAAGGGGAACGAAAUGUGGUCGGGAUUAAUUUCUACGACAGAAAUGAGGCGGACAACUUUGCGAGGAAAGUUGACGAGGAAAUUGCUCGGAAGGAAAGAGCGACCCAACAAAAACUGGCUCACAAAGGAAGUGUGGUGCCCAACAGACCGGAAGCGAUCCCAGUUGACAAGACUCUGACCAAACAGGAAGCUAGGGAUCUUGGAAAACACCAGAACGCAUUUCUCAAAUCGCCCAGUGUGGAAGAAAAUGGGACAAAAAUAAGAACACGGGACAAGCUGAGGAACAUGUUCACAGCUCAAAAAGAUAACACUGAGCUGAAAAAUUUGAUCAGCUUGCCAGUUACUGUUCAGCACGUGAGCAGCGGAACUGCUACAGCCGAACUAGGCAAGACACACAUCGUAGAUCGAGGCGACAGCGAGACUGAUAAAAUCCUAGCACUGGCUAUUCUCAAAAUGAUGCAGCCUGAUUGCACAGGUGAAUCGGAACAGGGUCAAAAGUUCCUCAAAAAAAUUAAAAAAACUUUGGAGUCGCAUGAACAAACUGAUCUGGCCGAGUAUAAAAAAUUACUGGGACUGGAAGCUCCAGAAGAAUCAUCGACAGAAGUGAUUCAAAAACAACCAGCGCAGAAGAAAUCUGGAUUAACGAAUCCAUUAAAUUUCAAGCCAAAAUUCGGAAGAAGCGCCCCCGCUCCACCGAAGCCCCAGACUGAGAAUGCGAAUCAAUCGACAGGUACGGCUCCGCCGCCGCCACCACCUCCCCCUCCAGUGCGCACAGGUGGACCCCCUCCCCCUCCCCCUCCGCCUCCUCCUCCUGGACCCUCUGGAGUUCCAGUUCCACCACCCCCUCCGAUAAUGUCUUCAGCAUCCGGAGGUUCCGGAGGUGCGUCUGGUAUCUCGGCAGCUGCUCUGAAUAAAGUGCAUCUGUCGGCUCCCAGUGCCCAUGAUAACAGACCAGCUCCACCCAAGGAAGAGGACAAACGUGAUAUGAUGUUGAACGCCAUCGCGAAUUUCAACAAGAACAAACUUCAUAAGAUUGAGAACGCGGAGGGUAACGAGGGCGGGGCAGUGGGGGGCAAGGCGAGGGUGACGUCGUCAGUCUCCCCUGCCACUGUGUCCCAGGGCAAAUUUGAGACCCUGAUAGACCAGCUGACCAAGUUCAAACACGACAUGCAGAACGUAUCCAGUGAUGAAGAGGACGAAUUCCAGUCCUCGUUCUCCGAUGAUUGAAGCACUAUGCAUCUUAACAAUUUUUCAACCAAUUCAAAAAUUUUAACCUGAACAGAAGAAAAUUACUUAAAACCUUAUAGUUAACUAUGAGCUAAACAUAAUAGAAUACUAAUAGUAAAUUUAUAUUCAAAUAAAUGUACAAAGAUAGCCACAGCAUGGAAAACGCGAUAAGAAAGUUAGUCAUGGCCAUUUGGUUAUGGCCCACAUUGAGGUCGACUAAAAAACGGCCAACUGUUGCCUGCUUUUGUAUUUUUCAGUCAAACUAUGUCUGGCUUCGACAAUAACGUUCGACCACACAACUC